Molecule: messenger RNA, 1173 nt
Organism: Eruca vesicaria subsp. sativa (arugula)
Lineage: Eukaryota; Viridiplantae; Streptophyta; Magnoliopsida; Brassicales; Brassicaceae
Source: the annotation of a GenBank genome assembly
AUGGAGAAAUCGACGGAGAAGAGCGUAAGCUCCGUUGCUUCUGGAAACUCAAUCAACUCGAAGCUGAGGUAUCCUCUCAGAUCUGCUCUCAAACCUCCCGUUCCUGAUUUCUCAGGCGGCGCCUCUUCAGCUCCCAGAAGGGGAAGAGUAGCGUCUGUUGUUAGUCAAAGUACUACGGUUCUUGAUUUGUCUGCUAAGAAGAGUGUUGAACGCGCCAAGUUGCCGCCGAGGAGAAUGUCGAUUCCUAACAAGGCCUCAAGCAACUCUUCUGUUAGUAGGUCUGUGAGUAGCAGCGUUACUUCUUUGUCUGAGAGCAAGGGGAAGAGACCUGGAGGGAAUGUGAGAAGGAGCUUGAAGGAAGAAAUGCCUGUGUCUAGUGUGAUGAGAUCAGGGGCGAGAAGAAAAGUUGUUGAGGAUUUGACUUCCUGUAGUUAUUGGAUGGCUCAUAUCAAGCUUGCUGAAUCAGUGGGGAAACAUUCGAUCUCUCUUGGUUUUUUUAAACUUGCUCUUCAUGCAGGGUGUGAGCCACUUGAGAAGAUGAGAGAGGAGUUGAAAUCGUAUGUUGCUCGGAACAACAUGGAUGGGCUUGCUGAUGCUGUGAAGGAACUAUCUGAACUGUACUGUAUCGUAGAAGAAGCCAAGCAGACAGAGAAGAUCUCAGAUACCACUUCUGUAGCGGCUGAAGAAGCAACUGAUGAUAAUGUUCAGAGUUCACUCUACACUCUUUUAGAUUCGAAGAUGACAUCAGAGAUCAUGAAAGAGGAUGUUGUUUCGCAAGACUCAGCUGUCAUAGAAGAAGCCAAGGAGGAGGAGGUUUCAGAAAGCAUCCCGCAAGAAAGAACUAGAAAGUCUUUGGAUGUAAUCAAUGUGAACCAAGCGGAUGUUCCAGAGGCUGUUCAAGGAUCAGAAGAUGGAGUUCCAGUGGUGACUGUUGCUCAGCCUUCAGAGAAGAAACGUGCAAAUAAGAAGGAGAGUGUUUCUAAGAACACCCUUCCCGUGAAGACAAAGAAAGCAGUAGCGACCAACUCUGUCAAUCCAAAAGCAGUUCCAGAAAACAAGGACAAUAAGCCUCAGAAGAAAGUUCAGGAAAGGAUCACUAAGCCAAGGACUAAGAAAGUUCAAGAAGAGACAAAAAAGUCCACCAAGAAACCUGCUGCUAAAGAAGGUAAAUAA